Messenger RNA from Urocitellus parryii (Arctic ground squirrel), 591 nucleotides. It is a transcript of the gene Ankrd66, whose product is annotated as ankyrin repeat domain 66. NCBI's taxonomy places the organism in Eukaryota, Metazoa, Chordata, Mammalia, Rodentia, Sciuridae. The record is from RefSeq and is a predicted model, not a curated record. Gene Ontology annotation, molecular function: protein binding.
AUGGAAUUCACCAAAAUAUCCAACCUGACAAAGCUCCACCAAGCUGUGGCUCUGGGGGACUACAAUUUAGUGAAGAGGAUUUUGAAGAAAGGUCUUUGUGAYCCAAACUACAAGGAUGUCGACUGGAACGACCGGACCCCCCUUCACUGGGCUGCAAUCAAAGGGCAAGUGGAAGUGAUGCAUCUCCUGAUAGGCUGUGGAGCCAGGCCCUGCCUGGUAACUUAUGUGGGCUGGACCCCCGCUCACUUUGCAGCUGAGUGCGGCCACYUGAACGUACUUAGAGCCCUGCAUGCCCUGCAUGCCGCCAUCGAYGCCCCCGAUUUCUUUGGAGACACACCUAAGAGGAUCGCACAGAUCUAUGGGCACAGAGCCUGUGUGGCCUUCCUGGAGGAGGCGGAGCCUGAGUGCAGGGACCAUCGCAGAGCAGCUGAGCAGAACGGGCUGCACCUGGAUGAGCGGGACCCAGACUGGGAUGCCAAGAAAAGGGAGCUGGAGCUGUCUCUUCCUUCCCCCAGCAAAAAUACUAAUAAAAAGAAGAAGAGAAGUGGAGGCCCAGCCAAGCUUAAAUAUACCAAGGAGAGAAAAGCGUGA